GAAAGCUUCACUCUUCGUCAAAAUGGCGUCAAAGAUCGCGAUAAGAUUAACUUCCUAGUUUAUUUUAUAUCAUUUAUGAUUUUUGUGAAAUCAUUUCGUGAAAUGGGCGUGUUUAUUGAAUUUGAUUUUCGGAAUAGAGUAUCUGGGUUACGGUCAGGUAUGCCGAAUGCCCUUGAAUUAGAAAAUGCGAUUUUUCUUGAUGAAUCUUUGAUUUUUUUGUUUAAACUUGCUAUCUGAAGUUGCUUAUAUAUAAUAAAUCAUUGAUUCAGGAUGAGAAGCGUGCCGAUUCCUAUCGAUAUGCUACUCAACCACAAUCCGAGAAUGAUAACGGCCACGCCAAGAAGGAUAUGCGUAAGAAGAAGAAGAAGAAGAAGGAAGAUCUGGAUGAUUUGAAGCAGGAGUUGGAAAUGGACGAACAUCAAGUUCCAAUUGAAGAGUUGUUCGAAAGAUACCAAACCAAUCCGAAAACUGGAUUGACUCCUGAAAAAGCUAGACAAAUCUUGGAGCGUGAUGGGCCGAAUGAGUUAACACCACCUAAGACUACGCCUGAGUGGGUAAAAUUUUGCAAACAAUUGUUUGGCGGUUUCUCUAUGCUGCUUUGGAUCGGAGCUAUUCUAUGCUUUGUAGCGUACUCGAUCCAAGCUUCGACUUCUGAAGACCCACCAGGCGAUAACUUAUACCUUGGAAUUGUACUGACAGCUGUUGUAGUUGUCACAGGAUGUUUUUCUUAUUAUCAGGAGGCAAAAUCUUCAAGAAUCAUGGACUCAUUCAAAAAUAUGGUUCCCCAGUAUGCUAUUGUUGUCCGUAACGGUGAAUCGCUUAAUGUACAUGCGGAAGAACUGGUUGUUGGUGAUAUUAUCGAAGUAAAGUUUGGUGAUCGCGUACCGGCCGAUAUUAGAAUUAUUUCCGCACAUGGAUUCAAAGUUGAUAACUCUUCUUUGACUGGUGAAUCGGAACCACAAUCAAGAUCUGCCGACUGCACAAGUGAAAAUCCAUUGGAAACAAGAAAUUUGGCUUUCUUUUCUACUAAUGCUGUGGAAGGAACUGCUCGUGGACUCAUUGUACAAACUGGUGAUAGAACUGUUAUGGGUAGAAUUGCUAACUUGGCUUCAGGUUUGGAGAUGGGAGAGACUCCAAUUGCAAAAGAAAUUGCACAUUUUAUCCAUAUUAUCACCGCUGUAGCUGUCUUUUUGGGAGUUUCGUUUUUCAUCAUCGCUCGUAUCCUUGGAUACAGCUGGCUAGAGGCUGUUAUAUUUUUGAUCGGUAUUAUCGUAGCUAACGUACCUGAAGGGCUGCUAGCUACUGUAACCGUUUGUUUGACUCUGACGGCUAAGAGAAUGGCUAGCAAGAAUUGUCUCGUUAAAAACUUGGAAGCCGUGGAAACUUUGGGAUCUACAUCAACAAUCUGUUCCGAUAAGACCGGUACAUUAACCCAAAAUAGAAUGACCGUCGCACACAUGUGGUUUGACAACAAAAUUGUUUCAUCUGAUACGUCCGAAGAACAGAGUAAUGGAUCUUACAAUACUGAUUCUCCCACGUGGAUGGCCUUGGCUAGAGUUGCUAUGUUAUGUAACAGAGCAAAUUUCAAACCUGGUCAAGAUGAUAUUCCUGUUCUAAAACGAGAAUGUAAUGGUGAUGCUUCAGAAUCGGCCUUGUUAAAAUGCGUUGAGUUAUCUAUUGGACAAGUAUCUCAAUAUAGAGAAAAAAACAAAAAAAUCUGUGAAAUCCCAUUCAAUUCGACUAAUAAAUAUCAAGUUUCUAUUCACGAAACUGAUAAUCCUGAGGACAGACGCUACUUAGUUGUUAUGAAAGGUGCACCUGAAAGAAUUCUCGAUAGAUGUAGCACUAUUUUUAUCAAUAAUGAGGAAAAACCUUUAACUGACGAGUGGCGAGAAUCAUUUAAUCAAGCAUAUUUGGAAUUGGGAGGUCUCGGUGAAAGAGUCUUGGGAUUCUGCGACUACUUUUUGCCCCUUGACCAAUAUCCUGAAGGCUAUAAAUUUGAUUCUGAUGAAGAAAAUUUCCCCCUUACUGGUCUAAGAUUUGUCGGUCUAAUGUCUAUGAUUGAUCCCCCAAGAGCCGCUGUUCCUGAUGCUGUAGCAAAAUGUAGAUCAGCCGGUAUUAAAGUUAUUAUGGUAACCGGAGAUCAUCCUAUCACUGCCAAAGCUAUUGCAAGAGGUGUUGGUAUCAUUUCUGAAGGAAAAGAAACUGUUGAAGAUAUUGCUGAGCGUCUUCAUGUUACUGUCGGCGAGGUUAAUCCUAGAGAUGCUGAAGCAUGUGUCGUACACGGUUCUGACCUAAGAGAUAUGGUUCCCGCCCAAAUUGAUGAAAUCUUACAAAAUCAUUCUGAAAUCGUAUUUGCUAGAACUUCACCCCAACAAAAACUUAUUAUUGUUGAAGGUUGUCAAAGACAGGGACAAAUUGUAGCUGUUACCGGUGAUGGAGUUAAUGAUUCUCCAGCUUUGAAGAAGGCUGACAUUGGUGUUGCUAUGGGCAUUGCCGGUUCAGACGUUUCAAAGCAAGCUGCCGAUAUGAUUCUCUUAGACGAUAAUUUUGCUUCAAUUGUCACUGGCGUGGAAGAAGGCCGUUUGAUUUUUGAUAAUUUAAAGAAGAGUAUCGCCUACACUCUGACGUCUAAUAUUCCUGAAAUUUCACCCUUUCUUAUGUUUAUCUUAUUAGAUAUUCCACUACCCCUUGGAACAAUCACCAUUUUGUGUAUCGAUUUGGGUACUGAUUUGGUUCCCGCUAUCUCAUUGGCAUACGAACAAGCUGAAUCUGACAUCAUGAAAAGAAAGCCGCGUGACCCCGUUAACGAUAAGUUGGUAAAUUAUAGAUUGAUCAGUAUGGCCUAUGGUCAAAUCGGUAUGAUGCAAGCUGCUGCUGGUUUUUUCGUAUAUUUUGUAAUCCUUUGCGAAAUGGGAUUCUGGCCAACCAGAUUAUUUGGCAUUCGUGAAGAAUGGGAUUCAAGAGCCAUUAACAACCUGGAAGAUUCUUACGGUCAACAGUGGACUUAUGCACAGAGAAAAGUUAUUGAGUUUACAUGUCAUACCAGCUUUUUCGUGUCAAUUGUUAUAGUACAAUGGGCAGAUCUGUGUAUCUGUAAGACUAGAAGAAAUUCCAUUGUUCACCAGGGUAUGUUUAAUAAGCACUUAACCUUUGGUUUGUUCUUUGAAACGACUCUGGCUGCUUUCUUGGCCUAUUGUCCCGGUUUGGACAAGGGCUUAAGAAUGUACCCUCUCAGAUGGACAUGGUGGAUACCUCCACUUCCCUUCUCUCUCUUAAUUUUCAUUUAUGAUGAAGUUCGUAAGUACUUGCUCCGCAAGUUUCCAAAAAGUUGGAUAGAAGAGGAGACCUAUUACUAGAAAGUCAUCAAACGAAAAUCUUUCUUCGAAAUUAAUAUUGUAUUAGUGUUUUAUUUCUGUAAUAACACAAAACGUGUUUUUUGGUCAGUUAACGCUUUUAAUUUUUAGGUAAAAUGUCUACUGUUAUAUUUUUUUUUGGCUUGUGCUUUCCAGCAGCUAAAGUAGAUUUUUUGUUAUUUUGGCAAUAAAUUUUAUUUUAUCCUUAAUAAAGCACCAAUACAUUUGAUCUUAAUAAA
Messenger RNA from Dimorphilus gyrociliatus, 3595 nucleotides. Lineage: Eukaryota; Metazoa; Annelida; Polychaeta; Dinophilidae. The record is from the annotation of a GenBank genome assembly.